Messenger RNA from Glycine soja, 1344 nucleotides. RefSeq names its product GDSL esterase/lipase At1g71250-like. The record is from RefSeq and is a predicted model, not a curated record. Gene Ontology annotation, molecular function: hydrolase activity, acting on ester bonds. The transcript is spliced from 5 exons. Bases 73 to 1242 code for a protein of 389 amino acids. NCBI's taxonomy places the organism in Eukaryota, Viridiplantae, Streptophyta, Magnoliopsida, Fabales, Fabaceae.
AGGCUGAAAAUAAAAGUGCCCUCAACUUAAAUUUCCAAAGCACCACCAAGACUUAGAAAGAAAGAAAAAAUAAUGAAAAUGGCACGCUUGCCAGUGAUUUUUUUCCCAUUUUUGACCCUGCUCCUGAUAUCUGUCUCGACGAAUAUUAAUGUACUUGGGGAGCUACCGUUUUCAGCAAUGUUUGUGUUCGGAGAUUCAUUAGUGGACAGUGGAAAUAACAACUAUCUCAACUCCUUGGCAAGAGCCAAUUUCGUGCCUUAUGGCAUUGAUUUCUCAGAGGGUCCAACUGGGAGGUUUUCUAACGGCAAAACAGUCACAGACAUCCUCGUUUUUACAGGGGAAAUUAUAGGUCUUCCUUUACUGCCAGCUUUUGCAGAUACCCUGAUAAAAAGCAGAAACAUUUCCUGGGGAGUGAACUAUGCUUCAGCUGCUGCUGGGAUCCUUGAUGAGACAGGGCAAAAUUUGGGAGAACGCAUUAGCUUUCGGCAGCAGGUGCAAGAUUUUAAUACAACCGUAAGGCAGAUGAAGAUCCAAAUGGAGCACAACCAAUUGAGUCAGCACUUAGCAAAUUCAUUGACAGUAGUGAUCCAUGGCAGUAAUGAUUACAUAAACAACUAUUUCUUGCCUGAACAAUAUACUUCAAGCUUCAACUAUGACCCAAAAAACUAUGCAGAUCUUCUCAUUGAGGUUUACAAAAGGCACAUUUUGAGUCUUCAUGAUUUGGGACUCAGAAGAUUCUUACUGGCAGGACUUGGGCCACUUGGUUGCAUACCUAGACAAUUAGCCUUAGGCUCUGUCCCUCGAGGAGAGUGUAGACCUCACAUCAAUGACAUUGUCGACAUGUUCAAUGUUUUGUUGAAAUCUUUGGUGGAUCAACUGAAUGCGGAGCACCAUGGUUCAGUUUUUGCGUAUGGCAACACUUACGGAGUUUUCAAUGAUCUGAUUAACAACGCAAAAACCUACGGUUUCACAGUAACUGAUAGUGGGUGCUGUGGUAUUGGAAGAAAUCAAGCACAGAUAACAUGCUUAUUUGCGUUGUUUCCUUGCCUGGAUAGAGACAAAUAUGUGUUCUGGGAUGCCUUCCAUACCACUCAAGCAGUGAACAAUAUUGUUGCUCAUAAGGCUUUUGCUGGACCUCCUUCUGAUUGCUACCCAAUUAACGUCAAACAGAUGGCACAAAUGUGGGUGUUACCAUCCGGUCAAAACAAAACUUCAGUGCCGUCCAUUGUAUCAAAAAAUUAGAGUUUUGUCUAAAAUUUGCCUGCUUAUGAACGAAUGCUUAAUAAAUUGCAAAGUAUAAAUAUAUUAAUUAUGAUGAAUAAUAUAAGAGGACAUUUUAUGAAA